AGCAAUUAUGCCUAAGAAUCAGAGUCUGCGAAAGCGGGACGCGGUGCGGGCUCUGAUGAAGAUGAUCCACGAUCGGCAGCUGUGCGUCUCCGUAACUGAGUUGCAUAUUAUGCGAAGCCUGCGGCCGCCGAGCCGAGUGGCGGAUUUGGCCUCUCGGUGGUGCAGCCUGAUAAGAUCGUGGGACGCUUUCGCCGGUCCUCAUUCACAGCCACGUCUUCUCGGCCUUGCCAUUCGGGCGAGAGAUAUUUCUAGCAUCAGGGGUCAUUGUUUGAAGCGGUUGGGACGCUAUUAUGCGCGAUGGUGUGAUGUAAACCUGCGACAGUGCGACUCAAAACAGUCGUGCAGUAGUCCAGCCUACGAGCUAGAGGUUCCUCCAGAGGACGUCGUUCCCGAACUGCAAUCCUCGGAGUCGAACGUUGGAGCUUCGGAAUUAGCAGUUGUUGAUGAAUCUACUCCGAGGAGAGUAUUGGAUGGAGAACGCAAUGAUGGUUCCGCUUUACCUGACGAACAGACUUCGGAUCGAGCCGCCACUUCGAGGAUUAUCACUAGUCUACAUUUCCCCACCUACUACAGGAAUAUAUUUGACCAAUUCAAGAAACUGGAUAAGGCUCUUUCGCAGUUCCGAAAACGUAAACGAACACCCUUUUACUUACUGCUCAGGGCUAAAAUUGAGCGAGAGACCAGAAAAAAAUUCUCAAAGUGCCGAUUGCUCCAAGUCAUCUUCGCAGCUGAUGGACUUCUUGAACUCGAGUGGAUAGAAGAAAAAUGCAU
Messenger RNA from Perkinsus marinus ATCC 50983, 771 nucleotides. RefSeq lists its product as hypothetical. NCBI's taxonomy places the organism in Eukaryota, Perkinsozoa, Perkinsida, Perkinsidae. The record is from RefSeq and is a predicted model, not a curated record. The coding region runs from base 444 to 758 and encodes 104 amino acids. The transcript is spliced from 5 exons.